Molecule: messenger RNA, 909 nt
Organism: Teleopsis dalmanni
Lineage: Eukaryota; Metazoa; Arthropoda; Insecta; Diptera; Diopsidae
Exons: 3
Coding region: 587-799 (70 amino acids)
Source: RefSeq, a predicted model, not a curated record
AGAGAAACAUCUGUUUAUUUCAUAUAUCUUAUAAACACAUUUACAGAUUAGUUUUAUAAAACAUAUUUUUCCUAUUUUCGUUCAGAGCGAGAACUCUCUUUCACUCUCUUUCCCAAAGCUCUCCUCUGUCCUCUCUCUCCUCUAAUACUCAUGUAUGUCAAGAAUCCUUAUAAAGCGACUGCGAAAACCGAAUAAUUUUUACAGGACAUUUCAGUCGUUUUGAACACUUCGUACGGGAAAGACUUGUUAUUGAUUAACAGUGGAAGUUUUUUAAUCUAAAAUAAUCAACAGAAUAUUCCUUGAGAAUUUUGACAAGUUUCAAAAAAAAAAAAAAUUAAUUAAAAAUAAAUUUUAUUGAAUUCAACUUCAGUGUUUGUUACAAUAAAAACUACUACACACAGAAAAGUAAUAAAUUUAAUAGAUAAAUAAAAUCAAUUGAGUCUGGUUUUUGAUUUGUAAAGUUUGUGUGUGAUUUUCACUUUCUUUCCGCUUAACUUUUUAUUUUUUAUUAAAUAUUUUUCUAACAAUUACCAAAUAACGAAUAUAUUCCUGUGUAAAUAAUUAUCGUUUGUGAGAGCGUCGUCAUAUGGUGGGCGGUUUAACACGGAAUUUUGCGGCAUUAAACGCCUUCAGUAAGAAUUUUGCAAAACAAUCAGUACAAAAAGGAGCACCUCCAUCUCCACCUCAACGAAGCAAGACAGUUAAGUCGUGCAUGAAUUCUCAUAAGCGAUUAAGUCAUAGGACUUCAAAAUUUUCGAGUAACAGACAUCGGAAACUGCAGCCGUUUAGAGAAACGUGAAAGCCUUAAUAGGUGCAACGUUUUGUUUUGUUUUGUACACAAAAAUCUAAUAUUAAACAUCUAAAUGUAAAAUUAAAAUAAAAAACACAAAAUUCAUCUUUAACAAGAUA